This is a messenger RNA of Pangasianodon hypophthalmus (striped catfish), 2049 nucleotides long. RefSeq names its product RAB38c, member of RAS oncogene family (gene rab38c). Lineage: Eukaryota; Metazoa; Chordata; Actinopteri; Siluriformes; Pangasiidae. Gene Ontology annotation, biological process: phagosome-lysosome fusion; endosome to lysosome transport. Bases 396 to 1031 code for a protein of 211 amino acids. The record is from RefSeq and is a predicted model, not a curated record. The transcript has 3 exons. Gene Ontology annotation, cellular component: lysosome; trans-Golgi network; late endosome. Gene Ontology annotation, molecular function: GTP binding; GTPase activity.
AGCUGCUAAGCCCCGCCCUCAGUGUGCACGAGACCGCAGGAUGGGGUUUGGCUGCUACACACUACGGGAGCCGUGAAGGGACACACGCCUCUGUACUCUUCAGUGCAGCAGGGUGUAAGAAUACAGCUAGGAAUGAAGUUUUGAAGUUUUUAUAAUAUCAGCUUGCUUUUUUAAAUAGUCAGUAUUUGAAACAUUUUAAGCGUUUAUCUUAUUAGUGUCAUUGCUGGCUAAUGCUGAGUAAAUGCCUGUCUCACUCGAAGGUAUUUGAAGCGUUUUGUUGCUGUUUUUCUAAGUGAUGUGUAAGUAAGAAUGUGUGAGUUUCCAGAAGCUGCUGAGAGGAAACAGUAACCCAGUUAGUGCGCGUGCUUCUCCUCGCGCGAGGACAGCUUUCCAUCAUGCAGCAGGAGCAUUUGUUCAAGGUUCUUGUGAUUGGAGACCUCGGAGUUGGAAAAACGUCUAUUAUUAAGCGAUAUGUUCAUCAGAUUUUCUCUCAGCACUACCGCGCUACUAUAGGCGUCGACUUUGCGCUCAAAGUGCUGAACUGGGACAAUCACACAGUCAUCCGCUUACAGUUAUGGGACAUUGCAGGUCAGGAGCGCUACGGCAAUAUGACCCGGGUGUAUUACCGCGAGGCUGUAGGAGCUCUGAUAGUAUUUGAUGUGACCAGAGCGUCGACAUUUGAUGCGGUACCAAAGUGGAAAGAUGAUCUGGACGCAAAGGUUACUCUCAGCAAUGGCAAACCCGUCCCAGCGGUUCUGCUGGCCAAUAAGUCUGACCAGUCACGCGACGGCCUGUCCACUGAGAUUCCCAAUCUCAACACAUUUUGCAAAGAAAACGGAUUUGUGGGCUGGUUCGAAACAUCAGCCAAGGAAAACACCAAUAUUGAAGCAGCAAUCAGGUGCCUGGUGGAAAACAUAUUGGCCCAUGAGGAGAACGCUGUCAGCGAGUCAGACCCGAACACGGUGACCCUGUCCGGCAACAACAACACCAAAGAUCGUGGCAAAGCCAAAUGCUCUGCAUGUCCCAAAUAGUGAGACUGAUGGUGAGGAGGAGCAGAAGUCAGAGAGAGAGAGAGAGAGAGAGAGAGAGCGUGAGAAAAGGGCACAGAGUUACUGGACUGGCUUCUCCCUCAAAAAAGCAAUUAAGAUAAGGCUCUGCAGUAAAGCAUCAGAAACAAAAAAAACACAUUGCUGGUUUAUAUUCCUAUAGCAUUUCCUCUACAGUACAGACCCAAUAACUGGUGGAGUAUGUACACAGCCAAAAGACCAAAAAAGCACUGUGAAGAAAAAUGACAAAGCCUCUUUACUCAGUUUGUGAGCAGCAUGAGAUUUGCAGGCUGAUGAACCAACAGAUCAAUGAUUAACCCAUUUAUGCACUAACAUUUACCUCAUUUGCUAAUGAAACCUAUAAUUGAGACAGUUGAGCGUUCGAGGGUUAAGGGAUUUGCUCAUGGACCCAACAGUGGCAUUCGAUGGUGCUGGGAUUUGAGCUUAUGAUCUUCUGAUCAGUAGCUCAGUAACCCAAUGAACUUAACUACUGAGAUACCAUUUAAAAAACAAAUAACAGUAUGAAAAUGGCUCUGACAUGGAUACUUCAAGGGGUUGGGAGACGUAUUUGCAACCCUCAGUGUGUGGGUACAUGCAAGUUUUCAGGGAAUAAUAAUAAUAAUAAUAAUAAUAAUAAUUUGUUUUUGAAAUAACUGCUUUAUCCUGGUCAGCAUGGUGCCAGAGCUUAUCCCUGGAACACAGCACAUGAGGGGGGAAUACACCCUGAAUGGGAAGCCAGUCAAUCAUAGGGCUCCAUGCGAACACAUAUUCACAACUAGGGGCAAAUUAAAUGUCAUGCCAUGUUUUCGGGAGGUGGAAGGAAACCACAGAACCCAGAAGAACCCCACAGAAGAGAAUAUACAGAACUCAGCACAGGCCAUAACCCAAGCUCAGGAUUGGACCAAUAAUAAUAAUAAUAAUAAUAAUAAUAAUAAUAAUAAUCAUUUAUUUUUAAUGUGCCUUUUCCGAUCUCAAGAUUGCUUUACAAAAAAAAAAGAUGAAA